Saccostrea echinata is the source of this 639-nucleotide messenger RNA. RefSeq lists its product as uncharacterized. Bases 1 to 639 code for a protein of 212 amino acids. Gene Ontology annotation, molecular function: acyltransferase activity, transferring groups other than amino-acyl groups. NCBI's taxonomy places the organism in Eukaryota, Metazoa, Mollusca, Bivalvia, Ostreida, Ostreidae. The record is from RefSeq and is a predicted model, not a curated record. The transcript has 7 exons.
AUGACAUCUGUGACAACACAGCAGCCAAUAGCAUUCGAUGAGAAAGAUGCUUACAAAGAUGAUGAUUGUAAAUUUAGUGGUAGAUUACUGGUGGAGGCAUUUGAAGGGAAAUUUGUUCAUGCUACCAGCCGAGGCAGAAUACCUGAUAUGAGAGUUUACCAGGCAAAUACACAGAGAAGGAGGCCUCCAGAGUUCUAUAAAAGGGAAUUCAUUGUAGAGUAUAAUGGAGAAAAGGCAGGCGUCUGUGGUGUACGUUUCCUUGGAGACAACGAUAUCUACAGAGAAAGGGAUGAGGACAUGCCCUCCCUUGGAUGCAAAGGUUCAUGUGGGUUGUACUGUGUUUUAUAUGCCAUAGAAAACGAGACUAUUCCACCAGAAACGUGUCAUGUGGAUCAUAUAAGUGUAGAAGCCAGAUUUAGAGGGAGAGGCAUAGGGAAAAGUUUGUUAGACAUUGCUGAAAUAGAUGCCAAAAGGAGGGGAUGUAAGGCUAUAUAUUUAUGGGUAGCAACUAGCAACCGGGAACAGCACCUGUACGAGAUGCAGGAAUAUGUGAUCAUGGAAAAAUACUCACUGUGUGGCUUAGUUUGGUGUCAGACUGGAGAAAAAGAAUUUGCUCGCAUGGAAAAGACUCUGGUUUGA